CCCCCUUGACAUAUAAACACCCUAAAUUCAAUUCCAAUUCGCCCCCUCCAAUUUCAACUCCCACCAUUAACACAAUGCUGAAGCUCCUCCUCGCCUCCUCUUCACGCCUCCAUGCCCGAACCCACCUGCAACAGCUUCAUCAAACCCGCCUAAUCAAACUCUGUUCCACAGUCUCCAUCGCCGAAUCUCCAAACCCACAAUCACUAAAUGUUCCAUUAAUUUCAGACCGCAUAGCAAAGCAACAAUGGUCGGAGCUCAAAACCCAUCUCAAAGACUCAACCUUUAUCACAGUUCUUCCCCAACUGCUCGACUCCGGAGCUGACCCUGAGCUCGUACACAGGUACUUCAACUGGGCCCAGAAGGCCCAAAAUGCUCCUCACAGUAUUGAAAUCACUUGUAGGCUGUUGCAGUCGCUUUCGAAUGCGAAGAAGUUCCCGAAGAUGAGAGCUUUAUUAGAUGAGUUUGUUAGAAGGAAUGAGAAGCAUUCUGUUUCUUCAGUUUUUCACAUGCUUUCAUUGUCUAGUAGCAGUCAGUUUUGUGCUAAUUCAGUUAUAGUUGAUAUGCUUGUGCUGGCUUAUGUUAAGAAUUCCAAGACCAGUUUGGGUUUUGAGGCGUUUCAGAGAGCUGGGGAUUAUGGGUUUAGGUUGUCAAAGCUGUCUUGUAAUGCUUUGUUGAGUGGUUUGGUGAAGGAGAAAGAGAUUGGGUGUGUUGAGUUUGUGUAUAAGGAGAUGAUUAGGAGGAGGAUAGUGGCGGAUUUGUUUAGUUUCAGUAUUGUGAUUAAUGGGUUGUGUAAAGUCGGGAAAUUGAAUAAGGCAAAGGAUGUUAUGGAUGAUAUGAAGGCUUGGGGGGUUGCACCAAAUGUGGUUACUUAUAAUACUAUCAUUCGUGGGUAUUGCAAAUUGGGCGGGUUGGGGAAAAUGCAUAAGGCUGAUGCCGUAUUGAAGGAGAUGGUGGCGAGUAAUGUUUGUCCGAAUGAGGUCACGUUCAAUACUUUAAUUGAUGGGUUCUGUAAGGAUGAGAAUGUAUCAGCUGCGUUUGAGGUGUUUGAGGAAAUGAGGAGGCAGGGUUUGAAACCCAAUGUGGUUACUUAUAAUUCACUGAUAAAUGGGUUAUGCUGUGAUGGGAAGCUUGAGGAGGCUUGUCGAUUGCGGGAUGAAAUGCUUGGCUUGGGUUUGAAGCCAGUUAUAGCAACCUACAAUGCACUUAUAAAUGGGUUUUGCAAGAAGAAGAUGCUGAAAGAAGCUAGAGAGCUGUUCAAUAACAUUUGUGAGCGAGGCUUGGUAGCCAAUGUCAUUACAUUUAAUACACUCAUUGAUGCUUAUUGUAAGAAUGAGAUGGAGGAGGAAGCAUAUGCAUUGCAUAACACGAUGAUAGAGAGAGGGGUUAACCCAACCACGUCAACAUUCAACUGCUUGAUAGCUGGUUCGCUUAAACAGGGAAACGUAGAAACAGCCAAUAAGUUCUUACAGAAAAUGGAGGCUCAGGGCUUGAAAGCUGAUCAAAUUACAUAUGAUAUACUGAUAGAUGCCUUAUGUAAAGAUGGGGAGCCAAGAAAGGCAGAACGAUUCUUGAAUGAGAUGCUUACAAAGGGUUUGAGCCCAAGGCAUUUGACAUACAAUAAUUUGAUGGAUGGCUACUGCAGGAAAGGAAACCUAAAGGCAGCUUUGAACUUGAGGACUCGGAUGGAGAAAGAAGGGAAACGAGCAAAUAUAACAACAUAUAAUGUGCUGAUCAAGGGAUAUUGUGUGCAGGACAAGCUUGUAGAUGCAAAUGAACUUCUAAAUGAGAUGCUGGAGAGAGGUUUGAUCCCAAAUCGAAUUACUUAUGAAAUAGUAAAAGUGGAAAUGAUGGACAAAGGUUUUGUUCCUGAUAUAGAUGGACACCUGCAUAAUAUAUCUAGCUCUUAACCAUGGAAUUGGGAAAUAUAA
This is a messenger RNA of Argentina anserina (silverweed cinquefoil), 1928 nucleotides long. RefSeq names its product pentatricopeptide repeat-containing protein At1g09820. The transcript has a single exon. Gene Ontology annotation, molecular function: protein binding. The record is from RefSeq and is a predicted model, not a curated record. Lineage: Eukaryota; Viridiplantae; Streptophyta; Magnoliopsida; Rosales; Rosaceae. The coding region runs from base 75 to 1907 and encodes 610 amino acids.